Molecule: messenger RNA, 1040 nt
Organism: Ochotona curzoniae (black-lipped pika)
Lineage: Eukaryota; Metazoa; Chordata; Mammalia; Lagomorpha; Ochotonidae
Product: olfactory receptor 5V1-like
Exons: 4
Coding region: 102-1040 (312 amino acids)
Biological process (GO): G protein-coupled receptor signaling pathway
Cellular component (GO): membrane
Molecular function (GO): olfactory receptor activity; G protein-coupled receptor activity
Source: RefSeq, a predicted model, not a curated record
UAACCUCCGGCAAGAAGGGUCUGCGUCUGAAGGAGACCUUCAAGGCCCAGGUGAAGAAGCUGCAGCCGUAUCUAACCAGAUACAUCCUUGAGGAGCAAGAGAUGGACACCCACAACGUCUCCUCGGUGACUCGGUUCAUCCUCAUGGGGCUCUCGGAGCUGCCCGAGGUGCGCUACCCUCUCUUCGUGCUCUUUGCCACCGUCUACCAGGUCACCUUGGUGGGAAACGGGGCCCUUCUGCUGGCCAUCGGGACCGAGAAGAAGCUGCACACGCCCAUGUACUUCUUCCUGGCAAACCUGUCCUUCAUCGACAUGCUCUGCCCUUCGACCACUGUGCCCAAGAUGCUGCAGAAUCUCCUGACACAGGAGAAUGGCAUUUCGCUCAUUGGCUGUGCAUUGCAGCUCUAUUUCCUGGUGGCCCUGUUGGGGACGGAAGUCUUCCUGCUGGCUGCCAUGGCCUAUGACCGGUACGUGGCCAUCUGCUUCCCUCUUCGUUACACCCUCAUGGUGACCAGGGUUCGCUGUGUCCAGCUGGCGUCUGGGACGUGGGCAGCUGGCUUCCUUAAUUCCUUCAUCCACACCAUGGCCACCUUCAGCCUGUCCUUCUGCAGGUCCAACCUGGUCAACCAGUACUACUGUGACAUUCCACAGAUUGUGGCUCUCUCCUGCUCGUCCACGUACCUGGCAGAGAUGCUGGUCCUGGUGGUCGGAGGUAUCUUUGGGGUUGGCGCUUUCCUCACCACCCUCAUCUCCUACUUCUACAUCGUCUCCUCCAUCCUGAGGAUCCAGUCGGUGGAAGGCAAGCGCAAAGCCUUCUCUACAUGUGCCUCCCACCUCCUGGUGGUCUGCCUGUUCUAUGGCACGGCCAUAUUUACCUAUAUCCGUCCAUCCUCCAGCCAGCACUUGCCUGCCCGAGACAGGCUCAUCUCUAUGCUCAAUGGGGUCUUCACUCCCAUGCUGAACCCCAUCAUCUACAGCCUGAGGAACACGGAGGUGAAGGGAGCCCUCAGAAGGGUCCUGUGUCAUGGAACAUGGUCAUAG